AUGUUUCACAGGAAGAUCCAGAAGUUCUGCGAAGUUGCCCUGAGGGACGGUUUCGACCUGUGCUGGCUGGACUUCUGCUGUAUCGAUAAGAGCAGCUCCACCGAACUUGCUGAAGCCAUCAAUGUCAUGUAUACCUGGUACCGCUACUCGACCAUCUGCUACGCCUAUCUUGGCCGUGACAUUCGCGGUUAUCACCCCGAGCGGAUCAAGGAGUGCCAGUGGUUCAAACGCGGAUGGACCCUACAGGAACUCAUCGCGCCCAACAUCGUCCUCUUCCUCGACGAAGACUGGGAGGUCAUAGGCUCGAAGCACAGCCUCGCGCCUCUCAUUGAGGAAAUCACUUCUAUCCAUCGCGAUAUCCUCACCUUCGAGCGCCUCCCACCGCAGUUCAGCGUCGCGGAGCGAAUGAUGUGGGCGUCGGAGAGAGAGACUACUCGGGAAGAGGACGGAGCGUACUGUCUGAUGGGUCUUUUCCAAGUCAACAUCACGAUCGCUUAUGGCGAGGGAAGCAACGCGUUCAUCCGGCUACAGGAGGAAAUCCUCAGGCAGAGCUCCGACCAGACUCUCUUCGCUUGG
Molecule: messenger RNA, 576 nt
Organism: Dichomitus squalens LYAD-421 SS1
Lineage: Eukaryota; Fungi; Basidiomycota; Agaricomycetes; Polyporales; Polyporaceae
Exons: 1
Source: RefSeq, a predicted model, not a curated record